Sphaerodactylus townsendi is the source of this 4914-nucleotide messenger RNA. It is a transcript of the gene SCIN, whose product is annotated as scinderin. The transcript has 16 exons. The coding region runs from base 82 to 2232 and encodes 716 amino acids. The record is from RefSeq and is a predicted model, not a curated record. Gene Ontology annotation, cellular component: actin cytoskeleton; cytoplasm. NCBI's taxonomy places the organism in Eukaryota, Metazoa, Chordata, Lepidosauria, Squamata, Sphaerodactylidae. Gene Ontology annotation, biological process: actin polymerization or depolymerization; barbed-end actin filament capping; actin filament severing. Gene Ontology annotation, molecular function: actin filament binding; phosphatidylinositol-4,5-bisphosphate binding.
ACUGGGCAGGGCGCGCUUCUUUUGCCUCCUCUGCUCCUUUUGGCCGGUUCCUUGCGCAGACUUUCUCGCCCUCGGCACCCGAUGGAGUUAUACCACAAAGAGUUUGCCAGCGCCGGGCAGAAGGCUGGCUUGCAGAUCUGGAGGAUCGAGAAGCUGGAUCUGGUGCCCGUGCCCGCGCCCUUGCACGGCAACUUCUACGUGGGGGACGCCUACUUGGUACUUCACACCGUCAAGCAGAGCAACGCCACUUUCUACAAUUUGCACUAUUGGCUAGGAAAAGAAUGCAGUCAGGAUGAAAGUACAGCAGCAGCAAUCUUUACAGUUCAAAUGGAUGAUUACCUUGGAGGAAAGCCUGUGCAGCACAGGGAAAUCCAGGGAUAUGAGUCUACACAGUUCGUUGGAUAUUUCAAAGGCGGCAUCAAGUAUAAAGCAGGUGGUGUAGCCUCUGGCUUUAAACAUGUAAUCACAAAUGACCUAAGUGCACGAAGACUUCUGCACAUCAAGGGCCGGAGAGUGGUGAGGGCCACCGAAGUCCCUCUCAGCUGGGAGAGCUUCAACAAAGGAGACUGCUUCAUCGUGGACCUUGGGACAGAGAUCUAUCAGUGGUGUGGCUCUGCAUGCAAUAAAUAUGAGCGCCUGAAAGCUACGCAGGUGGCCAUGGGCAUUCGGGACAAUGAACGGAAUGGAAGAGCCCAGUUGAUUGUUGUGGAUGAAGGAAGCGAGCCAAAAGAGCUCAUCAAGGUUCUAGGACGCAAGCCAGAACUUCAGGAGGGCGAUGACAAUGAUGAUGAAGCUGCUGACAUCACCAACAGGAGAAUUGCUAAACUGUACAUGGUUUCAGAUGCGAGUGGGUCGAUGAAAGUGUCACUUGUGGCAGAGGAAAACCCCUUCUCAAGGGCGAUGCUUUUGUCUGAAGAGUGUUUUAUAUUGGAUCAUGGUGUAGCUAGAAAGAUAUUCGUAUGGAAAGGUAAGGAUGCUAACCCAAAUGAGAGAAAAGCGGCCAUGAAAUCUGCUGAGGAAUUCAUACAGCAAAUGAAUUAUCCUGCCAAUACCCAGAUUCAAGUUCUUCCCGAAGGAGGUGAAACGCCAAUCUUCAAGCAAUUCUUUCGAGACUGGAAGGAUAAAGAUCAAAGUAAUGGCUUUGGGAAAGUGUAUGUCACAGAGAGAGUGGCAAAAAUUGAACAGAUUGAGUUUGAUGCUACCAAGUUACAUGAGUCACCACAGAUGGCAGCCCAGCACAACAUGGUGGAUGAUGGCUCAGGAAAAGUGGAGAUUUGGCGUGUUGAAAGCAAUGGCAGGAUCCCCAUAGAACCUGCGACCUAUGGACAGUUUUACGGUGGCGACUGUUACAUUAUACUGUACACCUACCCCAAAGGACAGAUAAUCUACACCUGGCAAGGGGCAAACACAACUAAAGAUGAGCUGACAGCUUCAGCAUUCUUGACUGUUCAGCUUGAUCGGUCACUUAUGGGACGGGCUGUCCAGCAGAUCCGAGUCUCCCAAGGCAAGGAACCUUUGCACUUGCUGAGUUUAUUCAAAGACAAGCCCCUCAUUGUUUACAAGGAUGGGACAUCCAAGAAAGGUGGGCAGGUGCCUCCUCCUCAAACACGCUUGUUCCAGAUUCGCAGAAACCUCGCAUUCAUCACCAGGAUUGCAGAGGUUGAUGUCAGUGCAACUUCAUUGAAUUCCAAUGAUGUCUUUGUUUUGAAACUGCCCCAAAAUGCUGGAUAUACCUGGGUUGGUAAAGGAGCAAGCAAAGAAGAAGAAAAGGGAGCCCAAUACGUAGCCAGUGUCCUGAAAUGUCGAACCUCUAGGAUUGAAGAAGGUCAGGAACCAGGGGAAUUUUGGAGUGCCCUUGGUGGAAAGAAAGAAUACCAGACAUCUGCCCAGCUGCAGACUGAAUUGGAAGACCACCCUUCUCGUCUCUACGGGUGUUCGAAUAAGACUGGCAGGUUUAUUAUUGAGGAGGUUCCUGGAGAAUUCACUCAGGAUGAUUUAGCUGAAGAUGAUGUCAUGCUAUUGGAUACUUGGGAUCAGGUAUUUGUCUGGAUUGGUAAAGAUGCCAAUGAAACAGAACGUACUGAGUCAGUUAAAUCAGCCAAACGUUACAUUGACACAGAUCCUUCUGGUCGAGAUAAACGUACUCCAAUCGUAAUAGUGAAACAAGGAUACGAACCACCAACAUUCACAGGCUGGUUCUUGGCCUGGGAUUCCAACAGAUGGGAAAACUGAAUAGCAAAAGAUGGCAGCAGCCAUAGAAGAGGUUAUCAGAGCACAACCGUUCUCCAGCAGUUUUCAGCACGUGCUUGUAUAUCAGUGUUUAUGCAGUUCUUAUGGUCCAUAUUCCACUGAGUGCAUGUGUAAAAUCUUUCCCUCUUACACACACACACAAAUAUUACUAAGCAGAACUUGCAUUCUAUAAAAAUAGAUACUUAUUUACUAUAUACUUUUGGGAAUCCCUUCUUCAAAAUUUCUGAUUGUUAAGUGCACGAAAGGAGAAGUCCUGUCCUUCUUACUGCUCCUACAAAUCCCACCUUCUCCAAAUCCAUGUUUGAGAAGAAACAAUAAGAUUUUCACCUGGAGCUUGUAUACUAGCUGUUAUUGGAAAGAAUGAUGUAAAAACACCCUUUCUCCAGAUUUUUCAACAGUCUUUUACAUGCAUACUACAUUCCAGCUUUUCAGCUACUAUGUACCCUGAAUAUUUUUUUGCCUAUCCUUUAGGUUCCUUCUUUAGAUGUAGAGAUGUCUCAUUUUAACUUCACUGUAAGCAUGAUAUAUUGGAAACGGAUCUAUGGCCAGCAGGAAACAAGAUGCAGCAAACAUGUUAUGUGGUGUAUCUUGUCUAAAAUACUGGCUCCAUUCAGUGAAACCAAGAUCUAUUUCUUGGUGCCAGAUAUCCAGGUAGAAACAAAUAUCCACAUCUCCAGAAGAAUGACCAGAGGAGGAAAUAAGCAGAAGAUUAUUUAGGUCUUUCAGACCUAGAAUAAGAAAAGCUGGUGUAGAAUUUGAGGAAGAAUUAUUGAUAAUGUGUGCAGGCUUGGAAAAUGAUGCAGUACUGUCCCAGGAUACUUAAAUAACAGAAACAAGCCUUGAUUAACAAUCAGCUGUAUGUUUCUUCAUUAUCUUAACCUUUUCACCACUCUUCAGAGUGAAGCAUUGUGCUUCUGUUGCUAAAAAUGUCCCACCUUUUCUUUCUGUGCCAAAAUUUAUGGUCUUUGCACCACAUAUGUAUUUUUUCCCUAUGCAAAAAAUGUCAUAUUACUACUUUGAUUUCUCUUCUCAUACUAUUAGUAGAUUUAUAGGGGCCACAAUAUGACAUCUAUGAGCCUCCUUUCUCAGGGUGUAAUUUCACUAUACAUGAAAUAUUAAUUGAGUUGGGGGCUUCCCCAAGCCAGCUCAAAUAUCACAUCUGUCCUGGACUCACCUUCAAAAUAGUGUGUGUAUGUGAAGCGGGGGGGUGGGGGGAGAGAAUCAACUAUGGAGCAUGGCAUGAUGUCAGGAAGAAUGUCAGCUGUCCCGCCCUUCUAUGUUGUGCUGCUUUUGAUAACAAAAAUGGCUGUGGAGGGGCUCUUUGAGUACACACACAGGACCAGAAGCAGGACAAACAGCUGCUCCCCUUCCAUUUUUUGAUAUCAUGGGAGGGAAGACCAAAGCUCUUCUUGCUGCCAUCCUGUGAGCUGCAGCCAAUUCCUUUCCCCUUCCGGCUAUUUUGAAGGUGAGUCUAGAUCAGAUGUGUAAUGCAAGUUGAGCUGGGAAACCUUCAUUCCAACUCACCUUUCAUGUCUUGUGUAGUAAGUCCUCAGACUACAUCAGUGGCCAAUCACUUUGAUUAAAAAUAAGGGAGGAAGAGACCACAAGGCCGCUUUUGCCAAUUUGUAUUUGUUCUUAUGUUUUUCUUCAUAAUGGAAAGGUGGGACAGAAAUAUAAUAGGUCAGCUGCUCUACUCUUCAAAAAUUCAGGGUGCAAAAUCUAGGUCUAAACAUGAGAUAAAUGUGGUAAUGUCUCCAAAGUUCAUAAUUAACCUGGUAGACAAAGCAGAGGGAAGAAAUAAAAGAUUCCUGCUGAACUGGUAUAUGAAGAUGAAUCAAGCAAAUGCUCCUGAGGCUAAGACUCAGGAGAGAUCUGAAUAUACAAACAGAAUUUUAAAAAUUGUUCCAGAGGCAGCACCAAGCUUGUUUAGUGGCAGUAGAUAGUCAGGGAUAACUCACUGUUCAAAGAAGGACUGUAGAGCUUUGCUCACUUAAGCUGCCCUAAAGAUCUAAAAAAUUCAGAUGCUUUGAAGCAAUUGGGGGGGGGGGUCUGUUUCUUCUUCUCAAAAUAAAGAAAAUUAGAAGAAAAAAUGUUCCCCCAAUUCUCUCACUGGUUUCCCCCCCAAAGAAAUAGAAUACAUACUGAAUUUUCUGGAGUUUUCUUCUGACCCUCACUAUUCAGCUCUGUCCUCUCAAUUAUUUCCUUGUUCUGAAAACUGCUAAAUUAGUUUGCCAUUUCUGUCAAAAGUUCUCUAUUAAGUGGCUUGUGCCAAUGGAUGGACUUGUGCAUUCUAUAUCCCACAUGAGGUUCAAUAGAUAUUCACAGUUAUUUUGAUACAAACUUGGAUAUGUAUCCAGAUGCAUCCAGAUUUGAUCUCUAUGUAUUGUUUAUGAUCCAGCAAGGAACCACACAUGGAAGUUUCCUUCCACUUUUUUGGAUCUUUGCGCCUUUGUGCUAAAUUGGACUUUUAUUUUUAUAUUAUUGUAUUGAUUUGGGUGGUGUGUUUUUUUAAAAAUCAAAGACAUGUGUUUUAAUAAAGUGGCAAUAAAUUAUCCUGACUGUAGAGGUUUUACAGUGAUCUAAUCAUUUUUAAACAAUGAAUUUGCUGGACACACAUAUACCUUAUUUUGACAAUAAUUAAUAAAUGCCAAUUCUGAACAUUUA